ACAGGCAGAGGAGGGGGUGCCAGGUGCAGCGGACGGAGCAGCCCCCUUGCCCACCCUGCUGCUCAGCUGCGGACAGAGGCGUCUCUGGGUGUGUCAGACCCCCUUCCCCAGAGAGAUGGAGCCCUACGUGAUCCAGGUGAACGGCAGCGCUGCCCGCCCCUCCUUCCUAGACGUCCGCGUCAACAUGGCCGGGAAGGGGCCCCCUUUGGGCAAGGCCAGGGGGCGCAAGGCCCACUGGGCAGUCCGGGCCUCGGACAUGUCCAAGAGGACCUUCAACCCCAUCAGAGCCAUUGUGGACAGCAUGAAGGUGGAGCCCAACCCGAGGAAGCCCCUGAUCUCUCUCUCCAUCGGGGACCCAACCGUGUUCGGGAACCUCCCCACGGACGAUGAGGUCACUCAGGCCAUGAAAGAAGCCCUGGAUUCGGGGAGGUACAAUGGCUACGCUCCGUCAGUGGGUUACCUGUCUUGCCGGGAGGUGGUUGCCACCUAUUACGAUCGCCCAGAAGCCCCUCUGGAAGCCCAGGACGUGAUCCUGACAAGUGGCUGCAGCCAAGCCAUCGAGCUGGCUCUGGCCGUGCUGGCAAACCCUGGGCAGAACAUCCUGGUGCCUCGGCCGGGCUUCUCCCUCUACAAGACCUUGGCUCACUCCCUGGGAAUCGAGGUCAAGUUCUACAAUCUCUUGCCAGAGAAGUCCUGGGAGGUUGACCUGAAGCAGCUGGAGUCCUUGGUGGACGACAAGACGGCCUGCCUGAUUGUGAACAACCCAUCCAACCCCUGCGGCUCCGUCUUCAGCAGAAGCCACCUCCAGAAGAUCCUGGCAGUGGCCUCCAGGCAGUGCGUCCCCAUCUUGGCUGAUGAGAUCUAUGCAGACAUGGUGUUUGAAGACUGCAAAUACGAGUCCCUUGCAAAGCUCAGCACCAAUGUGCCCAUCCUGUCCUGUGGAGGGCUGGCCAAGCGGUGGUUGGUGCCUGGCUGGAGAAUGGGCUGGAUCCUCAUCCAUGACCGCAGGGAGAUCUUUGGGAAGGAGAUCAGAGACGGCCUCCUGCGGCUGAGCCAGAGGAUCCUGGGGCCUUGCACGGUGGUCCAGGGAGCUCUGGGCCGCAUCCUGCGCCGGACGUCCCCGGAAUUCUACCACAACACCCUCAGCUUCCUCAAGUCCAACGCUGACCUCUGCUAUGCCGCCCUGUCCACUGUCUGUGGGCUGCACCCUGUCCGGCCCUCGGGGGCCAUGUACCUCAUGGUGGGGAUCCAGAUGGAGCAUUUCCCAGAGUUUGAAAACGACGUCGAGUUCACGGAACAGCUCAUUGCUGAGCAGUCGGUCUUCUGCCUGCCGGCCACGUGUUUCGAGUACCCCAACUUCUUCCGCGUGGUGAUCACGGUGCCCGAGGAGAUGAUGGCGGAGGCCUGCCGGCGCAUCCAGCAGUUCUGCGAGCAGCAUUAUCAGGGCGGGGAGGGGGCCCAGGACCUGGAAUGCGACAAGUAGCUGAGGGCCCCCCCGCCACCGCCACUCCAGUCCCGCUGCGUCCUGCUCUCCUGGGCCGCCCCACACCUCCGCCCCCUCCCUGGGGCUCCCGCUCAACACCCAGCUUGGAGACACUCCUGCCCGGCCACUCCCUCAGCAGUGGGGCCCCCUGGCAUCCUCUUGGGGGGUGAGGGAGGAGUGCUGCUGGAGCUGAGGAGGAAGACCCCCCCCUUCCUGCUCACUAGCACCCAAACCGGAGCCAAAGUGGAGUGCCUGCCCACCCACCCCCUGCGGCAGAGGCAGGGCUGACCCUGGCUUGCCUUGGGCCCACUGGGCAAGGCCCAUGUUCCCCUUGGCCCCCUUGCUCAUAACUUAUUAUCUCUUUUGUAUGAAUAAAUGCAUGGAAAGAUUA
Messenger RNA from Hemicordylus capensis (graceful crag lizard), 1874 nucleotides. RefSeq names its product tyrosine aminotransferase (gene TAT). The record is from RefSeq and is a predicted model, not a curated record. The transcript has 12 exons. Gene Ontology annotation, biological process: aromatic amino acid catabolic process; biosynthetic process. The coding region runs from base 116 to 1483 and encodes 455 amino acids. NCBI's taxonomy places the organism in Eukaryota, Metazoa, Chordata, Lepidosauria, Squamata, Cordylidae. Gene Ontology annotation, molecular function: L-tyrosine:2-oxoglutarate transaminase activity; pyridoxal phosphate binding.